AUGAUGGCAUUCGAGCUUCGAUCUGCGUAUAAAGACAAAGUGGAGGGCGUCGACCCCAAGAGGGUUCAAGACCUUGCUGACACGAAGAAUCCGAGAAGCCCUUACCGUCGGUAUCAGGGUCGGCCAGAUGUUCGGAUGGCGCGCCCUCUGUCAAUCAUUCGACAGACCCGAGUGGGACCGCAGCCUCGACAAACACGAGUGGACGUGGCAGUAGUUCUGGGCUCUGCACGAAGAGACACCCGUAGGUUCUUCUGGACUGGCGUGAAAGCGGAGUUUGCUAUGGCCGAGAAAGAUUUCGAGGCAAAGCAAGCACAGGAAGGGGAGAAAGCCUCGUUCCAGACGCUCGUUCACAAGGAUAGGGCUCAAGGCACAGCUGAUGCCACCCAGAAGUCUGGCAAUGACCGCAAGAAGGGUCGGUGGAGAGCAGAGAGUUCUUGCGGUGAAGCUCACGGCGCUGCUCAAGGCACUGGUCACGCGAGUGGCCAAGGUAACAGUACCACCGAACGAAAGGCGAAGUUAAAGCCACUGUCGCAGAGUGAUAAAACAGAGCUUGUCGAGGCCAAGACGGCGACAGCGACGACUGCUAGUCACCAGCUGUCCAGGGUUAUCCUCGAGUCAGAUUAUGAACCUUUGCUCGGUGCUCUCCCCCGUCCCUCGCAAAUACCUGCGAGCCACAAGUUGAAUCCCAGACAUAUGUGGUGUUUGAUGACCAUUUGGACUUGGAAGAAGCCGAUUCUGUGCGUGUACGGCAGCUAUGCGCAGCUCCAUGGCGCCCCAUUCGAGAUCGGGGCUGCACCUGGCUUCACCCACUGA
Molecule: messenger RNA, 813 nt
Organism: Ascochyta rabiei
Lineage: Eukaryota; Fungi; Ascomycota; Dothideomycetes; Pleosporales; Didymellaceae
Exons: 1
Coding region: 1-813 (270 amino acids)
Source: RefSeq, a predicted model, not a curated record